This is a messenger RNA of Diabrotica balteata, 1573 nucleotides long. The record is from the annotation of a GenBank genome assembly. NCBI's taxonomy places the organism in Eukaryota, Metazoa, Arthropoda, Insecta, Coleoptera, Chrysomelidae.
UUAGAAGUGGCAUGUUUUUUAAACAAGAAGGAUUUUAUCUAACUCUACUAAAAUAUAGUUAGAUUGAAGAAAUAUAAUUAAAAAAAGUAUAGUGUGAUAAUAUUUAAAAAUAGCAAUGUCCAAUAAGGCUCUAAAUUUACGUGUACAACUUCAGAACAUUAUAGCUUCGGGAGGAUCUCACAAAGAUCAAGCUGAAAAAUAUAGGUCCACCCUUGAAGGUAUACUACAAGAGAGUGGUACUGAUUUAAUUGAAUGCUUACAAACUUUUAUUGAAGCAAUUCUAAAUGAAAAUGUAAGUUUAGUAAUUUCUCGACAAAUUCUAACUGAAAUUAGUGCACAUCUAAUGAAACUUAAGGAUGAUGUGUCAAAAGCAGUGUCACACUAUAUGUUAGAUAAAGUUCAGCCAAGGGUGAUAUCUUUUGAAGAACAAGUAGCUAGCAUAAGACAACAUUUAGCUCUUAUUUAUGAAAGGAAUCAAAUGUGGAGGGAAGCAGCAGUUGUAUUAGUCGGAAUACCACUAGAAACAGGCCAAAAACAGUACACAGUUGAUUACAAACUAGAGACAUAUUUAAAGAUUGCCAGGUUAUAUUUAGAAAAUGAUGAUCCUGUUCAAGCUGAGGCUUUCAUAAACAGAGCAUCCUUACUACAAGCUGAAUCCCGAAAUGAACAACUUCAAAUAUACUACAAAGUUUGUUAUGCCAGAGUUUUAGAUUAUAGAAGAAAAUUCAUUGAAGCUGCCCAGAGAUAUAAUGAGCUCUCUUAUAGAACAAUAGUGCAUGAAGAUGAAAGAAUGACAGCUUUGAGGAAUGCUUUGGUAUGUACUGUUUUGGCCUCGGCAGGACAGCAAAGGUCGAGGAUGUUAGCUACUCUGUUCAAAGAUGAAAGGUGCCAGCAGUUGCCUGCUGUUGGAAUUUUGGAGAAAAUGUAUCUUGAAAGGAUUAUUAGGAGAUCUGAACUUAGAGACUUUGAAGCUUUACUUCAACCUCAUCAAAAAGCUUCUACAGUAGAUGGUUCCACAAUUUUAGAUAGAGCUGUAAUAGAACACAAUCUAUUAUCUGCUAGUAAGUUGUAUAACAACAUAAGCUUUGAAGAGUUGGGUGCUUUACUAGAAAUUGUACCGUCUAAAGCUGAAAAAAUUGCCAGCCAAAUGAUAACUGAAGGUAGAAUGAAUGGCUACAUUGAUCAGAUUGAUUCGAUAGUUCAUUUUGAAACACGGGAGACAUUGCCACAGUGGGAUAAACAAAUUCAGUCCCUUUGUUACCAGGUUAAUUCCAUCAUCGAGAGUAUCUCAAAACAUCAUCCAGAAUGGAUGUUGAAGGUAAUGGAUGAGCAGAUGGUGUCAUAAACUCCUGUCAAUGAAACUAGCAGAUAUAUUAGGUUGUCACUAUUUAAAUUGAAUAGUAUGUCGGUUGAUGUGUCUAUUAUUUAAAAGAGAUAUUUUUAUUACAAUUUAUCAAUAAUAAAGAUGAGUGUGACUGUAUUACAAAAGCUUGUGUUCUGUAUAAAUAAACAAUAACAGUUUUGUGUGACUUGUAUUGAGAUUUAGUUCAUAAAUAUAUAUCAUAUAGUUUAA